AUGGAGGGAAACGAUUUGGAGUUUGCAGUUAAUGGAGAGAGAUUCAUUGUUAACUCUGUUGAUCCUUGUACGACUUUACUCGACUUCUUGCGAUCCAACACUCCUUUCAAGAGUGUCAAGCUCGCCUGUGGGGAAGGAGGGUGUGGUGCUUGUCUCGUUGUACUAUCGAAAUACGAUCCAGAGUUAGAUCAAGUGAAUGAAUCUUGUAUAAACUCUUGUCUCACGCUUCUCUGCAGUGUAAAUGGAUGCUCCAUUACCACAUCAGAGGGUCUUGGGAACACAAAGAAAGGAUUCCACCCAAUCCACAAGAGAUUCGCCGGUUUUCACGCCACUCAAUGCGGUUUCUGCACCCCAGGGAUGUGUAUCUCUCUCUACUCAGCUCUUGCAAAUGCUGAUAACAACACCUCCAAAGAUUCUCCUCCUUCUGGAUUCUCCAGCCUCACGGUUUCUCAAGCUGAGAAAUCCGUCGCUGGAAAUCUUUGUCGAUGCACUGGUUAUCGUCCCAUUGUCGAUGCUUGUAAGAGUUUCGCUUCUGAUGUUGACAUUGAGGAUUUGGGGUUCAAUUCCUUUUGGAGAAAAGGAGAAAGCAAAGAGGUUAUGUUAAAGAAUUUGCCUCCUUACAACCCAAAAGACCAUCUUGUAACAUUCCCUGAGUUCCUAAAGAAGAAGAGUAAAGAGAUAAAGAAGCUUCAACAUGGUUUGGAUCAUUCAAGGUAUACUUGGGCCACUCCGUUUAGCGUAGCUGAGCUUCACAACAUAUUGGAAGCUGCUAAUUCUCGAGACUCGUUGAAGUUUGUUGUGGGCAACACAGGGACAGGUUACUACAAAGACGAGGAAAAGUUCGAUAGAUAUAUUGAUAUUAGCCACAUUCCGGAGAUGUUGAUGAUCAAGAAAGAUGAGAAUGGAAUUGAAAUCGGAGCAGCCGUCACAAUCUCGAAAGUUAUUGAUGCUUUGAAGGAGGAAAGCAAAUCUCCCUAUAUUUUCAAAAAAAUGGCGAAUCAUAUGGAGAAAACUAGCAAUCAUUUUAUCAGGAACUCAGGGAGUAUUGGAGGUAAUCUAGUCAUGGCACAGAGCAGAAAGUUUCCUUCUGAUAUUACCACUCUUUUGCUCGCUGCAGAUGCGUCGGUGUAUAUGUUAAAUGGCAGGAAAACUAAGAUGGUUAUGCUUUGGGAGUUUCUUGAAUUGCCUCCGGUUUUAGACUCUAAAAUAGUUCUUUUAAAGGUUGAAAUUCCAUCAUUGACUGAUUCUUCUGGUGAUGACACCGAACUGCUCUUUGAAAGCUAUCGAGCUGCACCUCGCUCUAUUGGAAACGCAUUGCCCUAUGUGAGCGCAGCUUUCUGUGCACUAGUGUCUCACCAAACACCAUCAAGAAGAGGUGUAAUGGUGGAUAAAUGCUUGUUGGCAUUUGGUUCUUAUGGCGGGGAUCAUUCAAUCAGGGCGACAAAAGUCGAGAAUUUCUUAAUGGGUAAAGUACUCAGCUACAGUGUUCUAUAUGAAGCUGUGAGUUUACUUAGAGGAAUCAUAGCUCCCGGCAAAGACACCUCGCAACCCGAGUAUAGGAAAAGCUUGGCCGUUGGAUUUCUUUUUAACUUUUUCUAUCCACUUAUCGAGAGUGGCCAUAGAAUAUGCAGUCUGGAUUCAGGGGAAAAGCAUAGCAACAGCCAUGUCGAUCCUGCAAAAUCUCUUCCCUUCCUCUCAUCGGCUCAGCAAGUGUUCGUAAGCAAUGAAUUUCAGCCUGUCGGUGAAGCGGUUAGCAAAGUUGGGGCUGCAUUACAGGCUUCUGGUGAGGCUGUUUUUGUUGAUGAUAUUCCGACUUUACCGGACUGUAUACAUGGAGCAUUCAUUUAUAGCACAGAGCCUUUGGCUAAGAUUAAAAGAAUAAGCUUCAGAGAGAACGUGACUCCUACUGGAGUUUUUGCAGUUCUUACUUUCAAGGAUAUUCCACAACAAGGACAAAACAUUGGUUCCAAGACCCUUUUUGGUCCGGGACCUUUAUUUGCAGAUGAACUAACUCGAUGUGCUGGUCAAAGAAUUGCUCUUGUGGUUGCAGACACACAGAAACAUGCAGACAGGGCAGCAAAACUUGCAGUAGUUGAGUACGAUAUACAAAACUUAGAAGAACCAAUAUUGAAUGUCGACGAUGCAGUUAAAAGAUCUAGCUUUUUCGAGGUUCAUCCAAUGUUUUACCCUGAACUAGUCGGUGAUGUUUUAAAAGGAAUGGAAGAAGCUGAGCGAAAGAUACUCUCGGUUGAGUUCAGACUUGGGUCACAGUACUUCUUCUAUAUGGAGCCACAAACGGCACUUGCAUUGCCAGAUGAAGACAAUUGUGUGAAGGUAUUCAGUUCAUCUCAAGCACCGGAGUACGCACAUGCGGUAAUUGCUACAUGUCUUGGCAUUCCAGAGCAUAACGUGCGAGUCAUCACCAGAAGAGUUGGAGGUGGCUUUGGCGGUAAAGCUGUAAAGUCGAUGCCUGUUGCAACAGCAUGUGCGCUGGCUGCUCACAAAUUGCGGCGUCCUGUUAAGAUGUAUCUAAAUCGAAAGACCGAUAUGAUAAUGGCUGGAGGAAGGCAUCCUAUGAAAAUAACUUACAAUGUCGGUUUCAGAUCAGACGGAAAGCUCACAGCACUGGAGCUGACAUUGCUAAUAGAUGCAGGGAUUGAGCCAGAUAUAAGCCCAGUCAUGCCACGGAAUAUAAUGGGUCCGCUAAGGAAGUAUGAUUGGGGAGCCUUGUCGUUUGACAUAAAAGUGUGUAAGACGAAUCUCCAGAGUAAAACAGCAAUGAGAGCUCCCGGGGAAGUACAAGGUUCAUACAUUGCGGAAGUAAUUAUCGAAAAUGUAGCCUCUUCUCUUCGAAUAAGUGUUGAUGCAGUGAGAAAGAUAAACCUUCAUACUUACGAUAGCCUCAGAAAGUUCUAUAAGCACAUUGCCGGUGACCCUGAUGAAUAUUCACUACCUUUGUUAUGGGACAAAUUAGAGAUAUCUUCAGAAUAUAAGGAACGAGCUGAGAUGGUGAAGGACUUUAAUCUCUCUAACAUAUGGCGAAAGAGGGGGAUUUCUCGUGUACCCAUUAUCCAUCAAGUUAUGCAGAGGCCGACCCCGGGAAAAGUAAGCAUUUUGAGCGAUGGUUCUGUUGUGGUCGAGGUUGGAGGAAUUGAGAUAGGGCAAGGCUUGUGGACCAAAGUACAACAAAUGGUUGCUUAUGGUCUCGGUAUGACCAAAUGCAAAGGAAGUGAAAAGCUGAUGGAGAGAAUACGGGUUGUCCAGUCCGACACACUCGGUUUGAUCCAAGGAGGUUUCACCGCGGGUAGCACAACAUCCGAGAACAGCUGUGAAGCUGUUAGGCUUUGCUGCGUAAUCUUGGUGGAGAGGCUGAAACCUACAAUGGAUAAGAUGACGAAGGAGAAGUCAGGUUGCGUGACAUGGAACAUGCUCAUUCAACAAGCGUAUGCUCAGUCUGUGAACUUAUCGGCAAGUACAUUGUAUAAACCAGAGUUGUCUUCCAUGGAAUACCUCAACUAUGGGGUUGGGGUCAGUGAGGUGGAGGUGGACCUUAUGACAGGAAGAAGCCAGAUUUUAAGAUCUGAUAUUAUUUACGACUGCGGAAAAAGUCUUAAUCCUGCAGUUGAUUUAGGGCAGAUUGAAGGAGCGUUUGUGCAAGGAAUUGGGUUCUUCAUGAUGGAAGAGUACACUACUGAUGAGAAAGGGCUUGUGGUGCAACAAGGCACUUGGGACUACAAAAUUCCUACAGUCGAUGCCAUCCCCAAGCACUUCUACGUUGAGAUUCUCAACACUGGACAUCACAAAAACCGUGUUCUCUCCUCCAAAGCUUCAGGUGAGCCACCUUUGCUUCUGGCAGCGUCUGUUCAUUGUGCAACGAGAUCAGCCGUUAGAGAAGCUCGAAAACAGUCCCUUUCAUGGAACUGCAAUGAUGGGAAUCGAGACGGACCUGAUACGGAUUUUGAGUUGCCAGUUCCAGCAACUAUGCCUGUGGUGAAGUCUCUUUGCGGAUUGUAUAGCGUAGAGAAGUACUUAGAAGGAAAGAUCUGUGGGAAAUAA
Arabis nemorensis is the source of this 4056-nucleotide messenger RNA. The record is from the annotation of a GenBank genome assembly. NCBI's taxonomy places the organism in Eukaryota, Viridiplantae, Streptophyta, Magnoliopsida, Brassicales, Brassicaceae.